This is a messenger RNA of Xyrichtys novacula (pearly razorfish), 12694 nucleotides long. Lineage: Eukaryota; Metazoa; Chordata; Actinopteri; Labriformes; Labridae. The record is from the annotation of a GenBank genome assembly.
CAGCCGUUUCAGACCAGCUUGGCUUCAACCACUGACCCCGAUAAGAAGCAGAUGUUGGAGAGGAUGGACGUCGCCGUCACCGCCGCCCUGCAGCCUCUGCAGGCGGCGAUGGACGGCAAAGCUGCAGAUGAGGUGGUGCGACCUCUGGCCCAGGUGAGUCUACAGAGAAGAUUCUUCUCAUGAUCUCGGCCCCACGGCCUCCUGAGCUCCUUUUUUUGAUCUGCCACCAUGUUUGGCGUCUCACCUGUCACCUCUGACUCACCUCUGACUCACCUCUGACUCACCUCUGACUCACCUCUGACUCACCUCUCUCCCUCACCUCUCUCCCUCACCUCUCUCCCUCACCUGUGUGCCUCACCUGUCCGGUCUCCAGGUUCUGAUGGAGAGCUCCAAAGACCUUCUGGCUGACUGGUUGGACAAACAGUUUGGAAGUGAAGUGACGGAGAACUCCAUCUUCUCCAUCCUGCCCAAAUUCUGGGAGGCCGAGUUCCACAAAGACAUGGAGGCUCUGAAUGUAAGAGUCCGGACCGGUCCGGUUUAGAUCCACUCAUGUUAGUUUCUGCUCACAGUUCUGAUCUGGAUCAGACCGGUCCCCCUGACCCUGAUUAGUGUUGUUUAAUAUAAAUAUCUCAGUGUGGGAACCGGUCCAGAACCGAAAACAGCGCCGCAGACCAGUUCUCAUGUUUUUGGGUCCAGGUUGAGUUCCAGGACUUGGAUCCAGUCUUUCUCUCCACUCGUGUUUUUGUGUCCUCCAGGUUCUUCCUGCAGAUGUUCUGACCCGGGUCAGCGAAUACGUCCCUGAGAUCGUGGAGUUUGUGGAGAAGGUCGUCUCCAACGGUUACGGGUGAGAAUCCAACACCGUAAAUCCUCUGUGUGUGUGUGUGUGUGUGUGUGUGUGUGUGUGCGUGUCUGUGUGUGUGUGUGUGUGUGUGUGUGUGUGUGUGUGUGUGUGUGUGUGUGCACGUGUGUGUGUGUGUGUGUGUCUGUGUGUGUGUGUGUGUGUCUGUGUGUGUGUGUGUGUGUCUGUGUGUAUGUGUAUGUGUGUCUGUGUGUGUGUGUGUGUCUUUGUGUGUGUGUGUGUGUGUGUGUGUAUGUGUGUGUGUGUAUGUGUCUGUGUGUGUGUGUGUGUGUGUGUGUGUGUGUGUGUGUGUGUGUAUGUGUAUGUGUGUAUGUGUGUGUGUGUGUGUGUGUGUGUGUCUGUGUGUCUUUGUGUGUGUGUCUGUGUGUGUGUGUGUGUGUGUGUGUGUGUGUGUGUGUGUGUCUGUGUGUGUCUGUGUGUGUGUCUUUGUGUGUGUGUCUGUGUGUGUGUCUGUGUGUCUGUGUGUCUGUGUGUGUGUCUGUGUGUGUGUCUCUGUGUGUGUGUGUCUGUGUGUGUCUGUGUGUGUGUCUUUGUGUGUGUGUCUGUGUCUGUGUGUGUGUGUGUGUCUGUGUGUGUGUCUUUGUGUGUGUGUCUGUGUGUGUGUGUCUGUGUGUGUCUGUGUGUGUGUCUGUGUGUGUGUCUUUGUGUGUGUGUCUGUGUGUGUGUGUGUGUGUGUGUGUGUCUUUGUGUGUGUGUCUGUGUGUGUGUGUGUGUGUGUGUGUGUGUGUGUGUGUGUGUGUGUGUGUGUGUCUGUGUGUGUGUGUGUGUGUGUUUGUGUGUGUAUGUGUGUGUGUCUUUGUGUGUGUCUUUGUGUGUGUCUUUGUGUGUGUCUUUGUGUGUGUCUUUGUGUGUGUCUUUGUGUUUUCAGGUUGAAACUGAAUUUUAAAAAGUUUUUUUUUUCUCUAAAACUAUUAAAAAAAAAAAAAAAUCAGUGUUAAAGGUCCUGAAGGUCCUAAUGGUCCUGAGGGUCCAAACGGUCCUGAAGGUCCUGAGGGUCCUGAAGGUCCAAACGGUCCUGAGGGUCCUAAAGGUCCUGAGGGUCCUGAAGGUCCAAACGGUCCUUAAGGUCCUGAAGGUCCAAACGGUCCUGAGAAUCCUGAAGGUCCUGAGGGUCCUGAAGGUCCAAACGGUCUUUAAGGUCCUGAAGGUCCAAACGGUCCUGAAGGUCCAAACGGUCCUGAGGGUCCUGAAGGUCCAAACGGUCCUGAAGGUCCGAAGGUCCAAACUGUCCUGAGGGUCCUGAAGGUCCUGAGGGUCCUUAAGGUCCAAACGGUCCUGAAGGCCCUGAAGGUCCUGAAGGUCCUGAAGGUCCUGAGGGUCCUGAAGGUCCAAACGGUCCUUAAGGUCCUGAAGGUCCAAACGGUCCUGAGGGUCCUGAAGGUCCUGAAGGUCCUGAAGGUCCUGAGGGUCCUGAAGGUCCGAAGGUCACUUUGGAUUUCCUCGUGUUUUCAGGUACGAAUCAAACGCCUCCGUGUACUUCGACACCGCCAAGUUUGACUCCAGUCCGCAGCACUCUUACGCCAAACUGGUCCCAGAGGCCGUGGGAGACCAGAAGGCCCUACAGGAAGGAGAAGGUGGGUUCCCCGGUUCUGAUUCUGACGAUGACACUGAUGGUCUCGGAUAUGUUCACUUUCAUGGACAAACAGUUUCUGUUCGUCCAUCGUGGCGUUCUCUCCCCCCCCCCUCCGUCUCCUAGGCGACCUGAGCGUCUCCGCUGACAGACUGAGUGAGAAGAAGUCGCCGAACGACUUCGCCCUCUGGAAGGCGUCCAAACCCGGAGAACCGUCGUGGGACUCGCCGUGGGGGAAGGUGAGAGAGCGCCGGUCCUGUCCGAGUCUGAGGUCCAACUUUCUGAAGUUCCUUCAACCAGAACCAGAGUCUGAGAAGAAGCAGAACUGUUUUAGAGAUGAUUGAUUGAUGCGGUUCUGAUCGGUUCUGGUUCCUCCCUGUGUUGUAACAGGGUCGGCCCGGCUGGCACAUUGAAUGUUCUGCGAUGGCCGGGUCCAUCUUAGGAGAGUCCAUGGACAUCCACGGAGGAGGGUUCGACCUCCGGUUCCCUCACCACGACAACGAGCUGGCCCAGUCCGAGGUAAAGAACCAGAACUUUGGCCUCUUCGUUCUUUAGGAGAAUAGUUCUUCUUACGGUUCUGUUUCUUCUUCUUUCUUCUCAGGCGUUCUUCCAGAACGAUCACUGGGUCCGAUACUUCCUGCACACGGGUCACCUGACCAUCGCCGGCUGUAAGAUGUCCAAAUCUCUGAAGAACUUCAUCACCAUCAAAGACGCUCUGGCCAAGAACACAGGUGGGUCUCCUCUGGUUCUGUUGGACACAGGAUGGAUCCAUCUGUCUUCAGACGUGAGAGUCGGUCUGACGAGACGGAAAAGGACCUCAGAACCUCUUAAGGUGUUCCCACCAUAUUGAGGUCCAAAGUUCUGAUAGAGGAACAACCAAACAGGUCCAAAGUUGUCCUGACUUGUCCCCCAUUGAAAACAUUUGGACCAUCAGGACCCCAAAACCAGGACCAAGGAGACCCUGAACAGUUGAGAGCCUCUUUCAGGGACCGGAUUUGACUGUCAGAGUCCAGAACCUGGUUUGCUGGGUUCUGUUAGAUCUUAGAGAACCUGGUCUGCUGGGUUCUCUAAGGUCUACAGAACCUGGUCUGCUGGGUUCACUAAGGUCCACUGUAGAGCUGAGGAUCAUGAACCUGGAUCUUCAGAUCUGAACUCGUUUCUUCUUCGUCUGUUUGGUUUUAAAUCUGAAUCGGACCUUCUUCUUCUUCUUCUCAGACUCAGUUUUUGACGUAAACUCCGAUCUUCUUUAACGUGUUUUUUUUCGUCGUUUUCUCGUCCUGCAGCUCGGCAGCUUCGUCUCGCUUUCUUGAUGCAUUCCUGGAAAGACACGCUGGACUAUUCCUCCAACACCAUGGAGUCAGCGGUCCAGUAUGAGAAGUUCAUGAACGUGGGUGUCAGACGGAGGAUCCUUACAAAGCUGAAGGUUUCUUCUUCUUCUUCUUCUUCUUCUUCUCCUUUAACCGUCUCUUCUGUCUUCAAAGGAGUUCUUCUUGAACGUCAAAGACAUCCUGCGAACUCCCACCGACAUCACCGGGCAGUUUGAGAAGUGGGAGGCAGCAGAGAUGGAGCUGAACCACAGGUGAGAGUUUCCAGGUGUCCUUCUUCUCAGACUGUCGUUUAGGAAACAUCUGAGGAGGUACAGAAAAAUCCUCUGAGCAGGUAAGAUCGUCACCUUUUCACUCCGGCGUGUUUUUGUCCAGUUUCUACGACAGAAAGGCCGCCGUCCACGAGGCUCUGUGCGAUAACGUGGACACUCGCACGGCCAUGGAGGAGAUGAGACUCCUGGUCGGUCAGAGUAACAGUUACAUCGCCAACAGGAAGAGCGCCAAGCUGAGACCCAACCGCCUGCUGGUGGAGAGCGUCGCCGUGUAUCUGACCAACAUGCUGAAGGUGAUGAAGCGGGAUGAAGAAGUCAGGAAGGCUAACAGAUAAAGAAGGCCUCAGUGUUUUUAUCAGUAUUAUUUUUACGAUGAUGAACUUCCAGGAAGUCGAAUUCAGGAAAUGUUUGUCGGUCUGUUUUUGGACGUGCUCAUAAAAACCCGAACAUUCGAAAACUCCGAGUUUCUCUCAGCAGCAGGUUUGAGGGAACGCUCCUGUUAGUCCUACGUCAGUUUAAAUCCACGCCCAUAUAAGGAGGUCAGGAGAUCUGCUUCCUGUCAGCUGAUGAGAAAGAGAAUAAAACUCAAAUUAGAAUAAAUCAGAAACAACAAAAGUGCAAAACAUGAAAAAUAAAGUUUUUUACAAAGUGAAGAAAGUUUAAGAAUAAAGUUCAGAGAAGAGGAGGUCGUCUGUUCUAUAUCAUUCGACUUUAGGAGAGUAUACGCAGUAUUUAUAUACGCAGUAUCUAUAUACACAGUAUCUAUAUACACAGUAUCUAUAUACGCAGUAUCUAUAUACGCAGUAUCUAUAUACGGAGUAUCUAUAUACACAGUAUUUAUAUACGCAGUAUCUAUAUACGCAGUAUCUAUAUACGCAGUAUCUAUAUACGCAGUAUUUAUAUACACAGUAUCUAUAUACACAGUAUCUAUAUACGCAGUAUCUAUAUACGCAGUAUCUAUAUACGCAGUAUCUAUAUACGCAGGAUCUAUAUACACAGUAUCUGUAUACGCAGUAUUUAUAUACAGGUACACAGAGUAUUAAACAGUUAUUUUCAGUCUCCGGUUAUUGACGUCUGAUCGGUUCACAGUCAUAUUAUAUUUUUUUUGUAAUAAAAGGUUUUUAUAAAUAAAGUUUAGUUUGAUUUUUUUCAGGUUAAUGUGGUUCAAUAAGGUGGAGAUGUUUAGUUUAGAUCCAGGUUUGAAGUCAGACCUGCCACCCAAAGGUUCCUGGUCCCGGGUUCAGGUUCCUGGUCCCGGGUUCAGGUUCCUGGUCCUGGGGUCAGGUUCCUGAAGUUAAGAUCUGGGUCGGCUGCCCCUGGACCCUGAUCUGAGUCUUCUGUGGGUUUUAUUUUCAGGUAUUUGGGUCCAUCGAAGAAUCUGAAUCCAUCGGUUUCCCAGUCGGAGGACAAAGAGGACAAAACGUCGACGUGAGUCAAAAUCAACCAACUUAUUUUUUUCUGUUUUUAAUAAAAUUAAAAAACUUUUCUGAAGUCAGAAAUCUACAGGAAGUGUAACGAGUGAGUUCGAUAUUCUUUAAAUAUUCUUGUAGUGAACGUGAAGGUCCAGAAGAUUUUCUUUAGUUUUUUAAACAAACAAUAAAAUAAAAUAAAUCCACAUUCUUCUUCUUCUUCUUCUUCUUCUUCUUCUUCUUCUUCUUCUUCUUCUUCUUCUUCUUCUUCUCCUCCUUCAGCUGGAGAACACCGUCAUGCCGUACCUCACCGUUCUCUCAGAGUUCAGAGAAAACGUCCGAAAAAUCGCCCGAGAGCAGAAAGGUGAGAAGAAAGACGAACUCUGAUGUUUUCAAUGUUUUCACGAUUCUGAGUCCUGGUCCAGACUCUGAGUCCAGACUCUGAGUCCUGGUCCAGACUCUGAGUCCUGGUCCAGUCUCUGAGUCCUGGUCCAGACUCUGAGUCCUGGUCCAGUCUUUGGGUCCUGGUCCAGUCUCUGAGUCCUGGUCCAGUCUCUGGGUCCUGGUCCAGACUCUGAGUCCUGGUCCAGUCUUUGGGUCCUGGUACAGUCUCUGAGUCCUGGUCCAGACUCUGAGUCCUGGUCCAGUCUUUGGGUCCUGGUCCAGUCUUUGGGUCCUGGUCCAGACUCUGAGUCCUGGUCCAGUCUCUGAGUCCUGGUCCAGUCUUUGGGUCCUGGUCCAGUCUUUGGGUCCUGGUCCAGACUCUGAGUCCUGGUCCAGUCUCUGAGUCCUGGUCCAGACUCUGAGUCCUGGUCCAGUCUCUGAGUCCUGGUCCAGUCUCUGAGUCCUGGUCCAGUCUUUGGGUCCUGGUCCAGUCUCUGAGUCCUGGUCCAGACUCUGAGUCCUGGUCCAGUCUCUGAGUCCUGGUCCAGACUCUGGUCCAGACUCUGAGUCCUGGUCCAGACUCUGGUCCAGACUCUGAGUCCUGGUCCAGACUCUGAGUCCUGGUCCAGACUCUGGUCCAGUCUUUGGGUCCUGGUCCAGUCUCUGAGUCCUGGUCCAGACUCUGAGUCCUGGUCAAGUCUUUGGGUCCUGGUCCAGUCUUUGGGUCCUGGUCCAGUCUCUGAGUCCUGGUCCAGACUCUGAGUCCUGGUCCAGUCUUUGGGUCCUGGUCCAGUCUUUGGGUCCUGGUCCAGUCUCUGAGUCCUGGUCCAGUCUUUGGGUCCUGGUCCAGACUCUGAGUCCUGGUCCAGUCUCUGAGUCCUGGUCCAGACUCUGAGUCCUGGUCCAGACUCUGGUCCAGACUCUGAGUCCUGGUCCAGUCUUUGGGUCCUGGUCCAGUCUUUGGGUCCUGGUCCAGUCUCUGAGUCCUGGUCCAGUCUCUGGGUCCUGGUCCAGACUCUGAGUCCUGGUCCAGUCUUUGGGUCCUGGUCCAGACUCUGAGUCCUGGUCCAGACUCUGAGUCCUGGUCCAGUCUUUGGGUCCUGGACCAGUCUCUGGGUCCUGGUCCAGACUCUGAGUCCUGGUCCAGUCUCUGAGUCCUGGUCCAGACUCUGGUCCAGUCUCUGAGUCCUGGUCCAGUCUCUGGGUCCUGGUCCAGUCUCUGAGUCCUGGUCCAGUCUCUGAGUCCUGGUCCAGUCUCUGGUCCAGACUCUGAGUCCUGGUCCAGUCUCUGAGUCCUGGUCCAGUCUCUGAGUCCUGGUCCAGACUCUGGUCCAGACUCUGAGUCCUGGUCCAGUCUUUGGGUCCUGGUCCAGUCUCUGAGUCCUGGUCCAGUCUCUGAGUCCUGGUCCAGUCUUUGGGUCCUGGUCCAGUCUCUGAGUCCUGGUCCAGUCUCUGAGUCCUGGUCCAGACUCUGGUCCAGUCUUUGGGUCCUGGUCCAGUCUCUGAGUCCUGGUCCAGUCUCUGAGUCCUGGUCCAGACUCUGGUCCAGUCUCUGAGUCCUGGUCCAGUCUUUGGGUCCUGGUCCAGUCUCUGAGUCCUGGUCCAGUCUCUGGGUCCUGGUCCAGACUCUGGUCCAGUCUCUGAGUCCUGGUCCAGUCUCUGAGUCCUGGUCCAGACUCUGAGUCCUGGUCCAGUCUCUGGGUCCUGGUCCAGACUCUGAGUCCUGGUCCAGUCUCUGGGUCCUGGUCCAGACUCUGGUCCAGUCUCUGAGUCCUGGUCCAGUCUCUGAGUCCUGGUCCAGUCUCUGAGUCCUGGUCCAGACUCUGGUCCAGUCUCUGAGUCCUGGUCCAGACUCUGAGUCCUGGUCCAGUCUCUGAGUCCUGGUCCAGACUCUGGUCCAGUCUCUGAGUCCUGGUCCAGUCUCUGAGUCCUGGUCCAAAACCCGUUCCUCUUGUCUUCCAGUGACCCCGUUGCUGCAGCUCUGUGACUCGGUCCGUGACGACACGUUACCAGAACUUGGAGUCCGACUGGAGGACCAUGAAGGUAAGAGUUAAAGUCAGUACCCUGAGUGUCCACAGCGGGGCGCUGUGAAGGUUGGACCUUAACCACGUGUCUGCCCCCGUACAUGUGGCUCUGUUGAACUGAUGGUGGCGCUGUGGAGCCUUUUUUUAAACUAAACUAAAUCUGAACGUUGUUUACGAAAAAAAAACAGAGCGGCGUUCUCGCUCUGACGAGGGUUCGACUAAAUCUGCGGCUCUGUGUUCAGGUCUCCCUACGGUGGUGAAGCUGGUGGACAAGGAGACGUUACUGAAGGAGAGAGAGGAGAAGAAGAAGGUGAGGAGGAAACACGAAAAUCAAUCAAUCAAUCAAUUUUUAUUGAUCUGUCACCAAAUCUCAACAAUCCAGAAGAUCAGGUCCAGACCAGACUCUCAGAUUACCAAAGGUCCAGAUCUGACCCGCCUGAAACCGGGAGGAGCGAAGAACAGAAUUUAUGAAGUUAGGGAGGAGGAGAAAGAGGAAGAAGGAGGAGGAGGAGGAGAAGGAGAGAGGAGGAGGAGAAAAUGAAGAAGGAGGAAGAGGAGGAGAAGGAGAAGAAGAGACAAGAACUUCCUUCAACAGGCAGAAACCUUCAGCAGGACCAGACACGAGUUUCCCUCUGUGGAUUUUUCGGUUCUGGUCCAGUUUGAAGUUUGACUAACAGAAUCUUGAUUCUGCUGAACGAUCAGUUCUGAGACCCGAUCACAUGAUUGAUUUAUUGGUCUGCUCCCUGUCUGUGAUCAAUAACGGGUCAGGUCCAGAGAAAAAGAGUCCGGUAAGGAGACUCGGGUUCGGGUUUCUUCUCUGAGGUUCUGUGUGGAUUUUUUUCUGCAGAUGGAGGAAGAGAAGAAGAAGAAGAAGGAAGAGGCCGCCAAGAAGAAACAAGAACAAGAGGUUUCCCAUAAUUCAUCACUUCUGUCGUUCUUCUUCUCUGAUCAAAUCGUCAUCUUCACGUUUUUUUGAUCUGUUUCUGCUCUAGAUGGCCAAACUCGCCAAGAUGAAGAUCUCUCCAUCGGAAAUGUUUCGUACGGAGACGGACAAGUUCUCCCAGUUUGACGAGACGGUAAAUCUUCUGUUUCCUGAAACUGUCCAUUUGGAUAAACGUCCAAAAACAAACGAGCAGUUUUUACUUUUUUAAAAGUUACGAAUCCGAGAAAGAGACCGAGGAGGAAAAGAGUCUGUGGUCCCUGUUCUGUGGAGGACUUCAUCUGGACCUCCACAGUCCACAGUCCCACCAUGUUCAGUAGACAGAGAGAAGCUUGAGUGACCACCAUGAAGUUUAUAACACUACUGAAUAAUUUAAAAAUGGAGUUUUGACUACUGAGAAUGUCCGGAUUCUUAAUUUACUUUGACUGCAGGAGGUCCCAGGCCUUUAAAUAAAACAGGCCUUUAUAUGAAACAGGCCCUUUAUAUGAAGCAGGCUCUUUAUAUGAAACAGGCCCUUUAUAUGAAACAGGCCCUUUAUAUGAAACAGGCCUUUAUAUGAAACAGGCCUUUAUAUAAAACAGGCCUUUAUAUGAAACAGGCCUUUAUAUGAAACAGGCUCUUUACAUGAAACAGGCCUUUAUAUGAAACAGGCCCUUUAUAUGAAACAGGCCCUUUAUAUGAAACAGACCUUAAUAUGAAACAGGCCUUUAUAUGAAACAGGCUCUUUAUAUAAAACAGGCUCUUUAUAUGAAACAGGCUCUUUAUAUGAAACAGGCCCUUUAUAUGAAACAGGCCCUUUAUAUGAAACAGGCCCUUUAUAUGAAACAGACCUAAAUAUGAAACAGGCCUUUAUAUAAAACAGGCCUUUAUAUGAAACAGGCCUUUAUAUGAAACAGACCUAAAUAUGAAACAGGCCUUUAUAUGAAACAGGCCUUUAUAUAAAACAGGCCUUUAUAUGAAACAGACUGUUUAUAUAAAACAGGCCUUUAUAUAAAACAGCCCUUUAUAUGAAACAGGCCUUUAUAUAAAACAGGCCUUUAUAUGAAACAGACCGUUUAUAUGAAACAGGCCCUUUAUAUGAAACAGACCUUUAUAUAAAACAGGCCUUUAUAUGAAACAGACCUUUAUAUAAAACAGCCCUUUAUAUGAAACAGGCCUUUAUAUAAAACAGCCCUUUAUAUGAAACAGACCGUUUAUAUGAAACAGGCCCUUUAUAUGAAACAGACCUUUAUAUAAAACAGGCCUUUAUAUGAAACAGACCGUUUAUAUGAAACAGGCCCUUUAUAUGAAACAGGUCUUUAAAUGAAACAGGCCUUUAUAUGAAACAGCCCUUUAUAUGAAACAGACUGUUUAUAUGAAACAGGCCUUUAUAUAAAACAGGCCUUUAUAUGAAACAGGCCUUUAUAUAAAACAGGCCUUUAUAUAAAACAGCCCUUUAUAUAAAACAGGCCUUUAUAUGAAACAGACUGUUUAUAUAAAACAGGCCUUUAUAUGAAACAGCCCUUUAUAUGAAACAGACCGUUUAUAUGAAACAGGCCCUUUAUAUGAAACAGACCUUUAUAUAAAACAGGCCUUUAUAUGAAACAGACCGUUUAUAUGAAACAGGCCCUUUAUAUGAAACAGGCCUUUAUAUGAAACAGCCCUUUAUAUAAAACAAUCCUUUAUAUGAAACAGACCUUUAUAUAAAACAGGCCUUUAUAUGUAACAGCCCUUUAUAUAAAACAGGCCUUUAUAUGAAACAGACCUUUAUAUGAAACAGACCUUUAUAUAAAACAGGCCCUUUAUAUAAAACAGGCCUUUAUAUGAAACAGGCCUUUAUAUAAAACAGGCCUUUAUAUGAAACAGACCUUUAUAUGAAACAGGCCUUUAUAUGAAACAGACCCUUUAUAUAAAACAGGCCUUUAUAUGAAACAGACCUUUAUAUGAAACAGGCCCUUUAUAUAAAAUAGGCUUUUAUAUGAAACAGGCCUUUAUAUGAAACAGGACAGUUUUCAGUUUUAAGCCCUAGAUGCUGUGAAACGAAAAUGUUCUUGUUCAGAGCAGAAAUAGUGUCUUUCUUUCUGAUGUUGUGUUCAGGGUUUCCCGACUCAUGACGCUGAAGGAAAAGAGCUCAGCAAAGGUCAAGCCAAGAAACUUCGGAAACUCUACGAGGCCCAGGAAAAACUGCACAACGAGUUUCUGCAGAUGAACCAAAAUGGAAACUGAUGAAACUGACGACGUUCACAGACUGUCGAAGAAGUCCUCAGCUCUGCGUCCGGAAAAAAGAAAAAAAAAACUCAGUGAUUUUUUUUUUUAUAGUGAAGAAUGACGGUUCAGAUCCAGAGCUGGAUCCCCUGAAGUCCCACAAAGAUAAUUCUGAGUUUGUUAGUCGGUUACUUUGGUCUGAAAAUGUAAAUCUGUUUUAUAUGCAAUAAAAACAACAAAAUUCUGAAAAAUUAAAAUCACUUCAUAACAAACUAGAGCUGCUGAUACCAACACAUCUGCAUCUCCACAGAUGAAGCAGUUUGUGGACCCAGAGGUUCUGCAGAACCUCAGCCUGGUCUGAUUGAUGGGGAGGCGGCAGCAGAAAGACGUGGUUUCGAAGCUGUCAAAAACUCAAACCUCACUCUGUGUUUUUCUCUCAUUUCCUCUGAAAACAGUCGUUCCUCCUGAUCAUCGAGUCUGCAGAUAAUUCUCAUAUAACAAAAAGAAGGACAGGACUGAUUUGAAAAUUAUAAAUCUGGUUUAUUUACAUUAAAUCCUGUUCCAAGAAAAUGCAGACACACAGUCAGUCAGUAAAUCAGUCAGACGGACAGUCAGUAAAUCAGUCAGUCAGUCAGUGAAUCAGUCAGUCAGUAAAUCAGUCAAUCAGUAAAUCGGUCAGUCAGUAACUCAGUCAGUCAGGGUUAUAGCUACUGUAACAUUUAUAAGGGUGACUGUUUUGAUUUCUGUCCCGUUAUCCUCGGGCCGAGCCUCAGCGAUUCUUCUUAAAGGAAACUUGUGAAUAAAUGUUUUUGUGUCGGUGUGAAACCUUUUCUUUGAUUUCAGCUCGAAACCUUCUCAGCAUGAAACCUUCGUGCUAAAACCAUAGACUGUAUACACUAUAGACUGUAUACACUAUAGACUGUAUGUAUAUGUGUGCAUAUUCUUUAUUCAGUCUAUGGCUACAACAGAAAAACUUUUCAAAAUAAGAGUCUGUCAUUUCAUUCUUACAGUUUUUGUGUAGCCUUCGAGAUCUUUGUUUCUUCUAAUGUUAUACUGAAUUAGGGCCACUGAGAUGAAACGGAGGUUUAUUUAUUUAUUUAUUUUAAAAAUUUGGACGUAAAUUUCAGAGUUAUGAGAAAAUAUCACCAUUACUGUUUUUUUUUUUAUUUUAUUCUGACUUGUUUUCUGAAAUUCUCUCAUUUUUCUCAGAAUUAUGCCAGGAAACAGUUCAGACCUGAAAAAAGAUGUUGUGGUCCUGCAUCUGGAGUGAAAAACAGAGAUCAUCAUUUUAUCAGUUUAUAAAAUCCAGUCAUUGUCUGAAUUAUCGACAUUUUCUCAUCAUAGAGACAAUAAUGAGUCAUAUGAAGGUACGGAAACUCCACGAGGACAAAACACACAAAGAACUACAGGAACACAGUUUAUUGUCUUUGGGAUCCAAUUUAAAAGGAAGGAACCAUAGACUGUAAAUACCACGUUUAUAUAUCUAUAUAGAUAUAGAGAUUGAUAUAUAUAGACUGUAUAUACUAUACUUCUAUAUACAGUCGAUGGAAGGAACCAGGUUAAAGUAGAAAUGAGUCAAAAAAAGAUUUAUCUCUAAAUGAGGAACACAAAUUUAAUUUAAUUAAUUAAUUUUCAAUCAAUAACUGUGAUUUUUGAAAUAUGAAGUGAUUAUUUGACAGUAUUACUGCACGUCCCCAAUAAAUGCUUCAUAAACUAUGAGAAGAAAA